Molecule: messenger RNA, 2595 nt
Organism: Sardina pilchardus (European sardine)
Lineage: Eukaryota; Metazoa; Chordata; Actinopteri; Clupeiformes; Clupeidae
Gene: cpsf6
Product: cleavage and polyadenylation specific factor 6
Exons: 12
Coding region: 67-1983 (638 amino acids)
Biological process (GO): mRNA alternative polyadenylation
Cellular component (GO): mRNA cleavage and polyadenylation specificity factor complex
Molecular function (GO): mRNA binding
Source: RefSeq, a predicted model, not a curated record
ACGCAUCCAGUUUUCCUGUUUGCAUUUUGUCUCGCUCAGUUGGAGGCGGAGGAGGCUGAGUGGAAAAUGGCCGACGGUGUGGAUCACAUCGAUAUUUACGCGGAUGUAGAAGAGGAGUUCAAUCAGGGUGAGGAUUACCCAGUGCACGACCAGAUAGACUUGUACGAUGACGUAAUCUCUCCAUCUGCCAACAAUGGGGAUGCUCCAGAGGACCGGGACUACCUGGACAAUUUGCCCCAGCCUGUUGGCUCAGAGGGGGGCAAGGGUCCUUCAUCUAACGUGGUCUACACAUACACGGGCAAGAGGAUUGCUCUGUACAUCGGAAACCUCACAUGGUGGACGACAGAUGAAGAUUUGUCAGAUGCCAUUCGGUCGAUAGGUAUUAAUGACGUGCUUGAGAUCAAGUUCUUUGAGAACCGUGCCAAUGGCCAGUCGAAAGGGUUUGCGCUGGUCUGUGUUGGUUCUGAUGCUUCUUCCAGAAAGCUACUGGACCUGCUGUCUAAGCGGGAACUUCACGGGCAGAACCCCAUCGUCACACCAUGCAACAAACAGUCCCUCAGCCAGUUUGAGAUGCAAUCCCGGAAAAGCACACAAUCAGGUCAAAUGUCUGGCGAGGGUAAAGCUGGCCCGCCUGGUAUCGGCCGUGGUGGCUUCCCGAUGGGCCGAGGCCGAGGGCGUUUCCCUGGCCCCCCAGGACCAGGGGGAGACCGUUUCCCCGGCCCAGUUGGACCCGGAGGUCCUCCACCCUUCCCAGGGCCCGGGGCCAUAACCCAUAGGCACCCCAACAGCCAGCUGAUGGAUAUGAAUUUCAAUUGCUUCCAGCCGGGGCGCGAUGGGAGCUGGCGACCCAGAGGAGGCAUGCAGGGACCGCCUCGCCCUCCACCUGGCCCACCUGGACCCCCUGGUCCCCCCGGGCCCCCACCUCCGGGACAGGGUCUGCCCCCGCCCCUCUCUGGGCCCCCCAACAGAGGCGAUCGCCCCCCUCCCCCAGUCAUGUUCCCAGGCCAGUUUGGCCAGCCUCCGAUGGGCCCCCUCCCUCCAGGCCCACCACCACCUGGCUACGGCCCUCCUCCUGGCCCCCCUCCACCCCAACAAGGCCCACCUCCCCCAGGUCCCUUCCCACCACGCCCUCCUGGUCCAAUAGGCCCACCCAUGGCCUUGGCCCCCCCUCCACACAUGCAGGGUCCACCACCUGGCGGGCCACCCCCUGCCCCUCACGUCAACCCUGCCUUCUUCCCUCCGCCCGGGAACAACAACAUGCCAUCGUCAGACAGCAGAGGCCCUCCUCCAAACGACCCGUACGGACGGCCGCCUCCAUAUGACCGAGGAGACUACGGACCUGGUGGCAGCAACCCGAGACCCCCGCUAAUCCCAGACUUUGGGCUCAGACCCCUGAGAGAGCCCUGGAUUAACGAGGGCGGUAUGGCCGAUCUGAAACAGGGCGGCAGGCAUUUGCCCAGUGCCAGUGACGCAGGGGAGAUGGAUUCGGCACGGACCCCGCUGAGCGAAGCAGAGUUCGAAGAGAUCAUGAACCGUAACCGGGCCAUUUCCAGCAGUGCUAUCUCACGCGCGGUGUCUGACGCAAGUGCUGCGGACUAUGGGAGUGCGAUAGAGACCUUGGUGACGGCCAUCUCUCUGAUCAAGCAGUCGAAAGUGUCUGCUGAUGAUCGCUGUAAAGUCCUCAUCAGCUCGCUACAGGACUGCCUGCACGGCAUCGAGUCAAAGUCCUACGGCUCCGCGUCGAGGUAUGGCUCUGUCAGUCACACUACAGCUCUCAUAAAGGGCCUGAAAGGGGGAAGGGAGCGCUCACGUGAACGUGACCACAGCCGGUCGCGAGAGAAGAGUCGUCGACACAAGUCGCGAAGCCGGGACCGCCACGAGGACUACUACCGGGAACGCAGCCGCGAACGAGACCGCCACCGCGAGAGGGACCGCGACCGCGAAAGAGAUCGGGACCGCGAGAGGGAAUACCGCCACCGCUAGAACGCCAGUGAAGCUGUCGGAAGAGGAGGAGCCACGCCUGGACAAGCACCCAUCCACCCGCGCCGCGUCCCUUCAGGACCUUUCUGCCUCCCAGCGACCCUCAUCCACCCACCCAUCCCUUGUCCUCUCUCUUCUUCCAACUUUGCGUCAGAGGAUGGGACUGACACUGUUGUGUAAGGCUGCAUUAGAGGUGUACAGAAACAAAAAAAGACCCUUCAUCCUAUACUCAUGGUUUAAAAAAAGAAAAAAAAAGACAAACAAAAAAACUCAUGGCUCUUUUUUUUUUAUUUUUUUGUUUUAUUUGAAAGGCAUACAAAGACAGACCUAUCAUACCUGUGUAAUUAAAAAGAAAUCUCUGCUUUGCAUCGUAAAAUCCACUAAGGAAUAAAAACUUUGCUUGCGUUCCCCUAAACGAUAAACAUUUUGACCGCUAUAAUGUAUAAAUUGUCUGUCUAGGGAUAUUGUUUUUAUAGGGACUACUUCUGGUAAGCGUCUUUAUUUUUUUUCUCUUAAUGACUCCUCCCCCUCUCCUUGUCUGUCUCCUGGUUCGGAUAAUGUUUGUAUAUGUCUAUGCUUUGAUUCAUUAUUAAAUAGACUCUGUGUUGUAAUAAA